Manduca sexta (tobacco hornworm) is the source of this 1614-nucleotide messenger RNA. Its product is annotated as translocator protein. Lineage: Eukaryota; Metazoa; Arthropoda; Insecta; Lepidoptera; Sphingidae. The transcript is spliced from 5 exons. The record is from RefSeq and is a predicted model, not a curated record. The coding region runs from base 257 to 766 and encodes 169 amino acids. Gene Ontology annotation, cellular component: mitochondrial outer membrane.
CUAAUGUGAAAGUUUUUGCAUAAGCCGGAAUGCUACGGUCAUCUGACAGAUAUCGCGGUGACGUCAUGUAUUUAAACCGACUAAUCCACGAAGUCCUUGAUAAUAACUAUGCUGCUAUAAAUUUACUAUACUACUAAAUUUGGUCGCAUAAUAUUGUUCCGGUAGACAAAACUAUUUCACAAAACGCAUUUUUAGUGCAUUUUUUAUCGUCACUGACCGUUUUUCGAAGAAUUUAUCAGAUAAAAAAACCUUCAUUAUGGCCAACUGGCAAGCUCUUGGCUCCAUCAUCCUUCCCAACGUUGGUGGUUGGGCUAACGGACUAUACUUCGCCGGUCAGAUCCGCCAGGAGAAAGAGAAGGCCUGGUAUGAUACCCUGAAGAAGCCCAGCUGGAACCCGCCCAAGUGGGUGUUCGGGCCAGCUUGGACUGUGUUGUACAGCGGCAUGGGAUACGCGUCGUACCUAGUGUGGGAAGAAUGCGGUGGUUUCAACGAGGAUUCUCUGGUGCCUUUGUCUCUGUAUGGAGGCCAGCUUCUCCUCAACUGGGCAUGGACUCCUAUCUUCUUCGGAAUGAAGGACUUUAAAUUGGCAUUCAUCGAGAUCUCAGUGCUGUCCGGCGCGGCGGCGGCGACCACGUUCUCGUUCUUCAGCGUGAACAAGACCGCGGGCAUGCUGCUGCUGCCGUACCUCGCGUGGCUCGGAUACGCCUCCUCGCUCUCGUACUACAUCUGGAAGAACAACCCCAAGCCCGCUGACAAGGCGCAGUAGAGAUGCUGACACUGAAAACGCUUUAAUACUUCAAGCUAGAUUACUCUAAGUUACAAAGUAACGUGUUUUUAGUGUUAGAUGCAUUGCUCGUGGCAGUCAUAGAUAUGGCAUUAAGUUCUUCAACAGAAACGGUAAAUAUUAUUUCAAAAAUAAGAAUUUGAUGUGCGUAAAGUGACAUGUAUAAUAUGGCAUUUUUAGUGACCAAUAUGUCACUAUAAAAACUAUUGGACACCAUUCCACUUAACGUCCGAUGCAGUGGGGUCAUAUUAUGAAAAAAAAAUUACAUAGUCAUCAAUUGAAGAAUUUUUCGCCACUCUGACUUCUUCAUAUUGUUUAUAUUGUAAUCAUCACAAAUAGAAUUCUAAGAACAAUUCCAUGUACGUAUUUAUAUAUGAGCUGUCAUCUAAAAUGAACCAAAGCAUGCAUUUUGUAAAACUUAUAUUGUACUUAAUGUGCGUUUAUGGCAUUCUUAUGAAAAUAAUAUCAUAAAGUGACACAUGAAAGUAAAGAAUUGAAUCACACUGUAUACAGUGACAUAUAAGUUACUAGACGAAACACUCUGUAUAGUAGUGACAUGUAAUCUUUGGUAAUUAUAAAUUUUGGUAGAAAUAUUUAAAGCGAUUCUUGUAUCGUAGUGUUUCGGCUCUUUUUCUAACUAUUAACUAGUCUAAGUAAUAAGUGUCCUUUUUGCACAAACGAGUCACUCCAUUGUCAAUUGCAUUUAUUUUGUCGACCAAAACUUCUGGACAAUAUUCUACAAAUUAUUUUUUGUUAUGCGCAGUAUUGUUUAUGAUUUUUCGAAUAUAUUUAUUGUUGAAUUAGUGUUUCAAUAAAUACUGUACUUAUAA